CCCACCCGUCUGCAGCCACUCCCCGUCUCCAUCCUCAAGCUCGAGAGGGCCACGUGACACUCCCGGGACCAGUCACGUGAGGCUCGGAUCCUGGGUGGGAGGGGGGUUGGCAGAGGGGUCCAGAGUGGCAGUAAAGGAGGAAGAUGGCGGGAUGCAGGGGGUCCCUGUGCUGCUGCUGCAGGUGGUGCUGCUGCUGCGGUGACCGUGAGACCCGCACGCCGGAGGAGCUGACCAUCCUUGGAGAAACACAGGAGGAGGAGGAUGAGAUCCUUCCAAGAAAAGACUAUGAGAGUUUGGAUUACGAUCGCUGUAUCAAUGACCCUUAUCUGGAAGUUUUGGAGACUAUGGAUAAUAAGAAAGGUCGCAGGUAUGAGGCAGUCAAGUGGAUGAUGGUGUUUGCCAUUGGAGUCUGCACCGGCCUGGUGGGCCUCUUCGUGGACUUCUUUGCUCGGCUCUUCACGCAGCUCAAGUUCGGAGUGGUGCAGGCGUCGGUGGAGGAGUGCAGCCAGAAAGGCUGUCUCGCGCUGUCCCUCCUGGAGCUCUUGGGUUUCAACUUGACCUUUGUCUUCUUUGCAAGCCUUCUUGUCCUAAUUGAGCCAGUGGCAGCUGGUUCUGGGAUUCCUGAGAUCAAAUGCUAUCUGAAUGGCGUGAAAGUGCCUGGAAUCGUGCGUCUCCGGACCCUGCUCUGCAAAGUCUUUGGAGUGCUGUUCAGUGUGGCUGGAGGGCUCUUUGUGGGGAAAGAAGGCCCCAUGAUCCACAGUGGCGCAGUGGUGGGGGCUGGCCUCCCACAGUUUCAGAGCAUCUCCUUACGAAAGAUCCAGUUUAACUUCCCCUAUUUUCGAAGUGACAGAGACAAGCGGGACUUUGUAUCAGCAGGGGCAGCCGCCGGAGUUGCUGCGGCUUUUGGGGCCCCCAUUGGGGGCACCCUGUUCAGUCUGGAGGAGGGUUCGUCCUUCUGGAACCAAGGGCUCACAUGGAGAGUGCUCUUCUGCUCCAUGUCUGCCACCUUCACCCUCAACUUCUUUCGUUCUGGAAUUCAGUUUGGAAGUUGGGGUUCCUUCCAGCUCCCUGGGCUGCUGAACUUCGGCGAGUUUAAGUGCUCUGACUCUGAUAAAAAAUGUCACCUCUGGACAGCUAUGGACUUGGGUUUCUUCAUCGCGAUGGGGGUCAUUGGGGGCCUCCUAGGAGCCACGUUCAACUGUCUGAACAAGAGGCUUGCAAAGUACCGUAUGCGAAACGUGCACCCGAAACCUAAGCUCGUCAGAGUCUUGGAGAGCCUCUUGGUGUCCCUGGUGACCACGGUGGUGGUGUUUGUGGCCUCCAUGGUGUUGGGAGAAUGCCGCCAGGUGACUUCUGCGGCUCAAGUUGGGAAUGACUCCAUCCCACUCCAGGUCACAUCAGAAGAUGUGAAUUCAAGUAUCAAGACCUUUUUUUGUCCCAACGAGACCUACAAUGACAUGGCCACCCUCUUCUUCAAUCCCCAGGAGUCUGCCAUCCUUCAGCUUUUCCACCAGGAUAGUACGUUUAGCCCCGUCACUUUGGCCUUGUUCUUCAUCCUGUAUUUCUCACUUGCAUGUUGGACUUACGGCAUCUCUGUUCCGAGUGGCCUUUUCGUGCCUUCUCUGCUGUGUGGAGCUGCUUUUGGACGUUUAGUUGCCAAUGUCCUCAAAAGCUACAUUGGAUUGGGCCAUAUCUACUCGGGGACCUUUGCCCUGAUUGGUGCUGCGGCUUUCUUGGGUGGGGUUGUCCGCAUGACCAUCAGUCUCACGGUCAUCCUGAUUGAGUCUACCAACGAGAUCACUUACGGCCUUCCCAUUAUGAUCACCCUGAUGGUGGCCAAAUGGACAGGGGACUUUUUCAAUAAAGGCAUUUAUGACAUCCACGUGGGCCUGCGAGGCGUGCCGCUGCUAGAAUGGGAGACAGAGGUGGAAAUGGACAAACUGCGAGCCAGUGACAUCAUGGAGCCCAACCUGACCUACGUCUACCCGCACACCCGCAUCCAGUCCCUGGUCAGCAUCCUCCGCACCACUGUCCACCACGCCUUCCCGGUGGUCACGGAGAACCGGGGCAACGAGAGGGAGUUCAUGAAGGGCAAUCAGCUCAUCAGUAACAACAUCAAGUUCAAGAAGUCUAGCAUCCUCACCCGCGCCGGCGAGCAGCGCCGGCGAAGCCAGUCCAUGAAGUCCUACCCGUCCAGCGAGCUGCGCAACAUGUGCGACGAGCACGUGACCUCCGAGGAGCCGGGCGAGAAGGAGGACCUCCUGCAGCAGAUGCUGGAGCGGAGAUACACCCCCUACCCCAACCUAUACCCUGACCAGUCCCCGAGCGAAGACUGGACCAUGGAGGAACGCUUCCGGCCGCUGACCUUCCACGGCCUGAUCCUGCGCUCACAGCUCGUCACCCUGCUCGUCCGAGGAGUCUGUUACUCUGAAAGCCAGUCGAGCGCCAACCAGCCACGCCUCUCCUACGCUGAGAUGGCCGAGGAUUACCCGAGGUACCCCGACAUCCACGACCUGGACCUGACCCUGCUGAACCCGCGCAUGAUUGUGGACGUCACCCCAUACAUGAACCCCGCACCCUUCACUGUUUCACCCAACACCCACGUCUCCCAAGUGUUCAACCUGUUCAGGACGAUGGGCCUGCGACAUCUGCCAGUGGUGAACGCAGUGGGCGAGAUCGUGGGGGUCAUCACACGACACAACCUGACGCAUGAGUUUCUUCAGGCCCGGCUGCGGCAGCACUACCAGACCCUCUGACGACCGGGCUCCGCCUCAUCGCCGCAUGGCGGCUGUCCUCGCGGAAGCCGCCUUGGGGGGCAGCAGCUCGGGCUCCGCCACCACGGCUGGCUGGACUGUUCCCGGGCACGGAAGAUCCCCAGUCACCCACUCGCUUGGAAAGCCUACAGUCAUCAAACACUUUGCCGUCAGAGAUCUGGGGGUGGUAUGGGACCAUCAGAGCCUGGACUUGUCUGACUGCUCAGCAAGUAUCUUCCCGUUUUCUGCUCCCUGCGUUCCUCCAUCCAGUGCCGACCCAGGCCCCAGCCCCCCUCCCCGCUAGCACCAGGACCAGAGGGGAGUCAGGCCUCUCCUGCUGAAGGGUGACCCUCAGAGCAGGUGACCAGCCUCCUCUUUGCCACUUUCCUAGGGAACCCAGCUGUUGCCUUAAAGCAUCAUGGGAGGGGCUUUGACCAAGGCAAACACUGGGGUGGGGGGAGAUAUGCCAGUUGCAGAGUUCAGCGAAUGAGGAAUUGGGCCCUGAGAAAACCACCCACGUUUCAGAGAGCACCCCCCCACACACCUCAUUGGGACUCAAGUUGACACCUUCACUAGUUCAUUUUAAGGGAAGUUCUUCUGGGUGUAAGGUGGGGCCCCUGUGGUGUGAACCUCCCUGGAACCACCAGCUCCAGAAGCACAAAGUGUUCAAAUCUUGCUCGUGGUCUCUGAACUUUAUGAUAAAGCUGACGACAGGGUCAGAUUUCCACCUGUCCCAGCUUCAAGCAUUUCGGCUUUCUCUCUAAUUUCCCGAUUACCCAAUGGUCUCCUUGUGCCACGUUUUCACCCCGGUCCUUCUCCUCUCCGUCAAAUUACUAAACAUCCCUCAAGUUCUACCUGCCUUUUUUGUGGUGAAGCAGCCACAGCCCAGAGGACCUUGCAUCACCCCUAAAAGCAGGGCUCCCUUAGAUAAAACUGCUUCACUUGACCCUGGGGAACAGUGCCGUUAUUCAUAAGAUGGGAGGGAGUGAAUCCUGAACCAGGAAUGCAGACAGGUCCGUGAUGUGGCUGAGAAAGCGAGUGUGACCGCACAGCACGUGUUCAUUCGAGGAAGCGGGUGUCUUCCCUUCAUAAGCAUCUCACAUCCGCCUGCUGCUGGCCGUCCCCACCCUCCCGAGGGGCUCAGCAGCGGCAACCUCAGGAGGGGUUAGCAGUGGGUAGAGGGAGGUGCUUCCUGCCAGCUCACGCCCCAAGGUUUUAGCGUCAGACAUAGGAAGCCUCCCUCUCUCUUUCUGUGACUCAGUUUCCCUCCUGGCUGUUUGAUCAUCUCUGAACAGGCACCCAGAGUGAGCAUCUGGGUGUCAGGCAUUUGCAUUUACUUUCCUCUUUGUUCUCUCUACAUUCAGCAGCAUCUUUUUUUUUAAUUGGAAGAUAAUUGCUUUAUAAUGUUGUGUUGGUCCCUGCCGUACAACAGCUCAAAUCAGUCAUAAUUAUAUACAUAUACAUACAGUCCCCUCUCUGGAGCCUCCCUCCCUCCCAUCCCAUUAGACAGCCCCACAGCAGAUGUGCUUAAAGACUCAAGAUGGCAUUUGUUUGCAUUUAGUUAGUUGUUCCCAUUUUUUUUAAUCAUGGAAGUUGCCAGAGGGCAUCAGUGCCAGGCCCCAGCGAGGCUCUUCUCUCCCCUGAGCCUCCCAGCUUUGUUGCCAAGAUGAGUUCAGCCUGGGGACGAGUACCCGCCCUGCUUUGCCAGUUCUGGUCUUGUGCUCCACGCACUCUAGGGAACAACACCUGCACCCAGGGGUUGUUUCCACUUCAUCCCCGGUGACUAGGGCCCCUCUGUUCUUCCCAUUUUCUCAUCUCUUUGAUCAACAUGACUUUGACAUACAUUUUUUUACUCCCUUGGGUGCACUUGACUUAUGAAACACAGAUGAACGUUCUAGUAAAUAAUUGAGGAACUCACCAGGACCAAAAGAGCAAGCCCUCCUAAGUGUGAUGGUGUUCAGCCAGCUGCCACUGUUCUCAGGCAGCAUCCGGAACUGGAACCCGCUCCCCUCUUGCUGCCGCUCUCCCCUUCCUGAAAUCGGCAGGACUGAGGUCCUCCCACCUUCAGGGGGCGGGGUCACACUGCUGGCCCAGAGGCCGCCGUGGGUGAGUGUUGUUGAAAUUUAUCCCUCCCGCACACUAUGUUGUGUUUAAGUCACCUGAUAUUUUGUUCCCAUCCGUGCAGCCCAGAGAUAGACGGCAGAAUGCAGACACCUCCCUCCCCCUGAACAGAUGCAUCAGACCCAAACCCAGCCCCUGGAAUGGCACAUCGUUUUCUGUCCUCUUCUGGCGUCUGCCCUUUCCAGACAAGCCCAAAGACUGGCACAGCUCCACUUGUAACACAGUUAACUGUCAGCCUCAUUCCUUUGAUUUCUGUUAGUUAGAAACCCUCAUUUUAACAUCUUGCCUGUUUCCAGUACGGUCACCUCCCAGGGAUGUGGCCCCUUAAUAGAUUCUCAGGGGCCAAGCCUGGGAUUGGCUAGAGGUGGUUUCAUGUUUCCCCCGCCGAGGUGACGGGAGGGAGCAAGCCCCACCCAACUGAGGGAUCUUUCUUCUCUGGGAAAUAACUGCUCAUGACCACAGAGGAUGAGAUGGUCGGAUGGCAUCACCAAUUCAAUGGACAUGCAUCUGAGCAAACUCUGGGAGAUCGUGAAGGACAGGGGAGCCUGGUGUGCUGCAGUCCAUGGCGGCAUAAAGAGUCAAGACACGACUCAGCGACUGAACAAUAAAAACAGCUACGUUUCAUUAACGGUUCCUGGCUGGAAUGGACACUUGCUUGCUUGACCCAGCUGACCAUAUGACAUUUCUGAUGCAAAGUCAUGCACUGACAAGGCCCUCGGGGAUGAAAAGGCCUACAGGAAGGCCAGCAGCACCCUGGCGGCCCCACAGUAUUGAUGUUCAGUGUUACACCACAGCUGGUGGACCUUGGUCAUCUCAUCGGUAGCAGCUUCCUUCUUUCCGUUUGCACUGUUUGAUUAUACAGUAAUGUUAGCUAAUUCUAUGGUGUAUAUAAAAUUGUAUUUUCUUUUAAUUUGUAAAGUUCUGUUUUCAUUUGAACUCUUGGAACUUGGAGGUUCUCAUCGUAACGGUAACCUGUCAAUAAAACAUCUCCAUCCGUCUCCAUCA
Molecule: messenger RNA, 5879 nt
Organism: Cervus elaphus (red deer)
Lineage: Eukaryota; Metazoa; Chordata; Mammalia; Artiodactyla; Cervidae
Gene: CLCN6
Product: chloride voltage-gated channel 6
Exons: 23
Coding region: 144-2756 (870 amino acids)
Biological process (GO): chloride transport; transmembrane transport
Cellular component (GO): lysosomal membrane; intracellular membrane-bounded organelle
Molecular function (GO): voltage-gated chloride channel activity
Source: RefSeq, a predicted model, not a curated record